UCCUCCUACUAGCCGUCAAUCCCGUGAGUCCAAGCCCGCCCCAGGACUUGAACAAGUUAUCUCCGCCCAACCCCACCGAUGCCGUUCUGGACUCGUUCCGCGAAUUCCUCCACCAAAUCAUGGCUCAACGGGAUCAUUUGGUGCUGCAAGCGGCGGAAUGGAUCAAGGCCGUGCUCACUGAAGCCCUGAUUCGCAUGGGACUGAUCCGACCGCCAGUGGAAGAGAAAAUUGACCGGAGAGACGAUAUCAUCUUGCCCGUUUUGGGCGGAGCUCUUCGCUAUGAGGACGUGUUCUUUCUGGAGCGAAUCAUCCUGGAUACUGUGGACGUGGUCAGGUCUUGGCAAAGGCGGUAUGCUCAUAGAGAGACGGUGGAGAAGGCAGAAGAAGCGAGUAAAUCGUGACCAGGCGAUCCGGAGAAGAACCAUUCCCAGGAAAUUGAGGAGGAAGAGGAGUCCGUACUGGUGGAGAUCGUUUUAUGAAUUGACAUCGUUUCUUCAUCGUUUUGAUAAUGAAAUGGAACAAAGAGCUGACUAAUGAUGCGAGCAAAU
Molecule: messenger RNA, 548 nt
Organism: Tigriopus californicus
Lineage: Eukaryota; Metazoa; Arthropoda; Copepoda; Harpacticoida; Harpacticidae
Source: RefSeq, a predicted model, not a curated record